UCCUAUUCUUCAUUAUUGCAAAUAAAUGCGCAAUUUGCUUGUUAUGAAGGACCUCUUCACAUCGCAAAUUAACUGCCCGCAUGCAUGUAUCGGUAUAAACCAGCGUAAUGAACUUAUGGUGUGGCUCCCCAGAGUCUUAAUAUGGUGGACCACGUGACCAAGUGCAUGCUAACAUCGGAUUGAGGUGAACGGUAUAUCAUAGUUGUUGUGCUGAACUCCCUGACCGAGACUUAAUCAUUACAUUCGUUUUUUUUUUUUGUUUUCCAUCAACAGACUUCGGUUCUAGAACACGAAAAGAACACAAACCGCGAAUGUCGAUAGCACUAGGAUCUAUAUGUCCCAUGAUUCAGGACCAUCAAAGCACUUUCCACGGCAAUUCCUCUUUGUGGGCGAGGAAAUUCUAAGUAGCAUUAAUAUACAUAUCAACAAGACGCAACCCGCUCUACGUCCGGCCUAAUGUAAUUAUUUAUGUUGUUAUUUUACAAUUUCAAAAAUAUAUCAUUACAAACAUGGCUGAUAUUAGUGGGCCUUUUACUGGGCUUCCAAAUCGAGGGCCCAGUACAUUUUCGGCCCAAAUAGGACCAAAGAAAGCCCCCAACCGCUCCCCACUGAAUAUUUCAACACAAACCGCUUUCCGACAUGCUGAAGGAUGGUGGAAGAAACAUUUGCUAAGUGAUAAUGAGCGGAUCGUCGGUCAUAAAGCUCAGAGCUUUCUCAAGGAUUCCCGGCAUUCGAAUUGGAGCACCCACAGAAGCGAACCCGGUGGUGGCCGGGUUAUCGCCAUUUUCAACCAUCAACAAGAGUUUCAGUACUUCGGAUGCUCAUGAUGUCGGAGACGACCAGCUGUUCGAUGAAAUGCCUCAGAGGGUACCCAACAAGCGGAGCAUCCAUUUCGACCGUGUCCUCAGUCUUCUCAGAACCCCCGCUGUCCUGGGAGACACGGCAUUCCCCUCAACCGGACAUUGCUUGGCCCUCAAGAUAGGGGCCCUUUCUCAUUUACCAGUCCUGACCUCCCUCAUCAUGGCCUACUCCAGGGCAGGUGAGCUCUGCUGCUGCCACUACCUGUUCAAUGAGAUUACUGACAGAGAUGUGAUUAUUUGUAAUGCGAUGAUCACUGCACUGGUGGACCACGGCUGCUUCGAGGAGGCGAUGGACUUAUUCUCUAAGAUGUUAUCAUGUGAAAUAGGAUUCAGCUCCACUUCUUUGUUACUCAUUGUUUCGUCACUAAUUUGCUUGGGUGACUUGGUUCAAGGCCGUAUUCUUCAUGGGCUAGCCUUGAGAUCUGGGACACUAUCGGAUACCUCGCUUUGUAAUGCUCUGAUAGAUAUGUAUGCCAAAUUCGGUGAACUUCUCUCCUCAGAACUUGUGUUUCACGAGAUGGGCAGUGUUAGGGACACUGUUUCCUGGAACUCGGUGAUGAGCGGAUUUCUCCAUGGCAAUGAUCCUGAGAGGUGCUUGCUCUACUUUCUGGGGAGAGCCCGUGAUGGAGAGAAGGGUGACAGUGUAAGUCUCUCAUGUGCAAUUUCGGCAGCCUCUUUUCUAAGGAAUCUGAGGUGGGGCGAAGUUGUGCAUGCCUUAUCGAGCAAGACUGGGCUCGAGAACAAUCCUAACAAUAACUCAGUUGCCAACUCACUUGUUUCAUUCUAUUCUGCCUGCGGACAUAGUGCAGCUGCAGAAAUGAUAUUUAAGGAAAUGGUGGUCAAGGAUACGGUUUCUUGGAACACGGUGAUUGAGGGUUUGAGGUUGAAUGGAGAGAUAGGAGAAGCAUUCCAUCUCCUACAUGAAAUGCAGUUCACUGCACAAAAUCGACCCGAUAAGAUAACUCUUCUAACAAUAACUUCAAUUUGUGCGGAUGAGAUGCUAUUAGUGGAAGGUAGAACCGUUCAUGGCUUCAUUCUUCGGGGAGGAAUGGAGCUGGAUUCAUCAUUGAGAAACAGCCUGAUGUACAUGUAUGCUAAAUGCGGGAGAGUUGAGUAUGCUCUCUCCUUGUUCGAGUCCAUGAUCCCUAGAAGAGACUCGGUUUCAUGGAACACAAUGAUCUCAGGGUAUACCCAAGGAGGGUUAAAUAAAGCUGCUCAGAGUUUGUUCAGGGAAAUGCUAAAGGGUUCUCUAGAGUGCAGUGCGGUGACUCUCUUAGCGGUCCUGCCUUCCUGUGAUUCCCCUGAGUUUCUUAUAUUCGGGAGAUUGAUCCACUGUUGGAAGUUGAAAUCAGGAUUCUCAUACAAUAAUCUUGUUGUAAAUUCGAUUAUCUACAUGUAUAUCAACUGUGGCGAACUUAAAACAGCAUUCUCGUUGUUUCGAGGGGAUUCAGAUAUGAAAGAUGUCACUUCUUGGAACACGGUUAUAGGAGGUUGUGUGCAGAAUUACUAUUUUCGAGAGUCUUUAGAUACAUUCCAUUUAAUGAUGAGAGAAGGCAAUGCUUCUUUCGAUUUCGUUACUCUUGUGAGUGUAUUAUCAGCUUGUGGUAACCUCGAACUGGUCUCUGGAGGUAAGUUGAUUCAUGGGCUUGCCAUCAAGGCUCUCUUGGGAUCAGAAACUCGUGUACAGAAUGCUCUAAUGACAAUGUACGGGAGAUGCAGAGAGAUUGAGAGUGCAAGAUCGGUUUUCACCACGGGUUAUAAACUUAACUUAUGUUCGUGGAAUUGCAUGAUUUCUGCCUUUUGUCAGAACAAGAACCCAAUGGAGGCAUUGAACCUCUUCUGUCAUCUUGAUCUGGAACCUGAUGAGUUCACCAUUACUGGGAUCAUCACAGCUUGUACGCAGCUCGGGUCUAUAACACAAGGUAAGCAAAUCCACGCUCAUGUUUAUCGGUUUAGGCUCCACAAGAAUCCAGAGAUAUGUUCAGCCCUUCUCGAUAUGUACAGCAACUGCGGGAGAUUGGACCUUGCUAGUCAAGUUUUUGGAGAGCUGUCUAACAAAUCCAUUAUUGCGUGGAACUCGAUCAUUUCAGCAUACGGAUAUCACGGUGAUGGAAAGAAAGCAAUUGAACUUUUCCAAGAAAUGUGCCAGCGUGGGAACCAACCAAAUAAUGGGACUUUUACAAGCCUUCUUUCGGCUUGCAGCCACUCGGGACUGGUAAAAGAAGGGAUAUACUAUUACCAUCACAUGUUUCAGGACUUCGGAGUCGAGCCCAUUGCUGAUCACAGAGUAUGUGUAGUUGAUAUGUUGGGCCGCUCGGGAGAGCUCCUUAAUGCAUAUAGAUUCAUCAAGCAGAUAGCACCCCGACCUGAGUCGGGCCCUUUGGGAGCUUUGCUGAGUUGGUCCAAUUUUUAUGGGGACAUCGAACUGGGAAGAGAAGUUGCGGAGGCUCUGUUCAAAUUGGAUCCCGAGAACAGCGGGUACUAUAUCUCUUUGUCAAACAUGUAUGUUGCUGCAGGGAGGUGGAAGGAGGCUGUGGAGCUAAGGGGGGUGGUUGAAGCGAAGAGAUUGAAGAAGCCACCCGGUUACAGCCUUAUCAAUGUCGGUUAGGUGCGAUAAAUAAAAGAGAGAGAGCAAAAAUGGAAAUGGUAGAGUUACAAACAUGGCUAAGUGAAAACAUUCGUAAUUCAAGCUCAUGAGCUGUAUGUACAAAAAGAUAUUAAUAGGAGGCGAUUUUCAUUUCCUCAUAAUGUCAGAAGACAAUAUUGUCAAACCCGAAACCACAAGAUGCUACUGCCGUCCAUCACAUGUAUGGAUUAUUAUUAAACAUAUUCAUCAAGCAGUUUUUAAUAGUAAACUUUCAGUCGAGACCA
This is a messenger RNA of Punica granatum (pomegranate), 3731 nucleotides long. Lineage: Eukaryota; Viridiplantae; Streptophyta; Magnoliopsida; Myrtales; Lythraceae. The record is from RefSeq and is a predicted model, not a curated record.